Aegilops tauschii subsp. strangulata is the source of this 1529-nucleotide messenger RNA. Its product is annotated as myb-related protein Zm1. The record is from RefSeq and is a predicted model, not a curated record. Lineage: Eukaryota; Viridiplantae; Streptophyta; Magnoliopsida; Poales; Poaceae.
CCCUGGCAGUGUCCCGGUUGCAUCUCGCACACGUCCGGUACAAGAGACAGCGCGGAGACAGGCCACCGCCGGCGACCAUUCGAGCUAGCUAGCUAGCUGUUUGAAGCGGCCGGAUAGGAGGGAGGGAGGGAGGUGCCGAUGGGGAAAGGCCGGGCACCGUGCUGCGCCAAGGUGGGGCUCAACAGGGGCUCCUGGACGCCGGAGGAGGACAUGCGCCUCAUCGCCUACAUUCACAAGUACGGCCACGCCAACUGGCGCGCCCUACCCAAGCAAGCAGGUUUGCUCCGGUGUGGCAAGAGCUGCCGGCUCCGGUGGAUCAACUACCUCCGUCCCGACCUCAAGCGCGGCAACUUCACCGUCGAGGAGGAGGAGACCCUCAUCAAGCUGCACAACAUGCUCGGCAACAAGUGGUCCAAGAUCGCGGCGUGCCUGCCGGGGAGGACCGACAACGAGAUCAAGAACGUCUGGAACACGCACCUCAAGAAGCGGGUGGCGGCCAGCGCCGGCGAGCAGAAGAAGGGCGGGGCCAAGGGCAAGAAGAAAACCACCUGCGUCGACGUGCCGGCGCCGGCGCCCUCGCCGUCUCCAUCCUCUUCCACCACCACGACAACGACGACGACCACCAACUGCUCCAGCGGCGAGUCCGGCGAACAGAGCAACACCAGCAACGAGUUGGAAUUUGAGCUGGACAAGAUCGAGAUCCCCAUGCUCGACCUCGGCUUCGACCUGGACAUGCUGCUGGACACCGUCACAAACACACACUGCCCGGUCAUCUCGUCGGCGCCGACCUCGACCUGCUCGUCCGCGUCCCCGCCGUGCGUGGUGGACGACGACACGCUGCUCGACCUGCCGGAGAUCGACAUCGUGCCGGAGCUAUGGAGCAUCAUGGACGGCGAAGGCGCGUGCGCCGAAACGGCGCAGGCCCCGUGGAGCAAUGCGGCGCCGUGCCACGGCAACGGGACAGAGGCGAGCGCCGCAACGGCCGACGACGAGGACGGAAAGGAGUGGUGGUUGGAAGAUUUGGAAAAGGAGCUGGGCCUGUGGGGGCCCAUCGACGACUACCAGCACCAACAACAACCGGACCCGCAAGGUCGCGUGGACCCGCUCUCCGCCAGCGUGGACGACCCUGUGUCGUGCUACUUCCAAGCUGGCCCCGCCGGCGCGGCCACGUCGGCCGUCCAGGGACCCGAAGCCUCUGCAGUUAUCACAGACAUCCCCGUGGGUCCAUGAGAUCACUCGGUAUAAACCGUCCGAUCUCCUAGUAUAGAAACAAGCAGCGUGAUCGGACCGCCAAGACUGAUGCUAGUACAGCAUAUAUACAUGUACAAACUGUACAAUUGUACCCCUGCAAGAGGAGUACGUACGCACAUACAAACCCAGCACGAAGACUAUACAAAAAAAGGGAUAUAGUUAGGCUAGGAUGCACACACAAGAGGAGAUGCUUACAAUAACUUUUCCAUAUACGUUGUACACACUGCGACUACGUUGGGCUGAAGCAGCGAAGUGGUGCAACGCAAACCAGUCAAAAA